AUGAUUUGGGAACGAUGUGGAGAUUACCUUUACCUUAAUAUUACUAACAUCACCUACAAUCUACCAGAAAUUUUGUCUAAAAGAGAUAUUUUAGCUACUACACACAAAAUAUUCGACCCUUUAGGAAUAGCUUGCCCCGUAACUCUUGUGCCGAAACUUUUACUUCAGCACCUAUGGGAAGUUAAGUUAUCUUGGGACCAAGAAGUUGAUUCAAAUUCAAAAUCACAAUUUUGUAAAUGGUUGAAUGAUUUGCAGUGUCUGGAAAGAAUGAGAAUACCAAGAUGGUUAAACUGUGAUCGUGAGAUUGAAAAUAUCUCACUUCAUUUCUUCAGUGAUGCGAGUAAACUUGCAUAUUCAGCUGUGGCCUUUUGUUCGAGUACAAACAAGAGAUUUCGGUUUCAAGUUCAUUUGGUGCAAGCUAAAGCGAGAGUUGCACCCAGCGGAAGGAAAAAGACAACAAUAGCUCGAUUGGAACUUCUUGGAGCUACAAUAUGUGCACGUUUAGCAUCCAGCAUAAUACCUGAAUUUCAAGCUGAUGAUAUUUAUUUUUGGACAGAUUCGUCUACUGUGCUAGCUUGGAUACAGAGAAAUGAAGUAUGGGACGUAUUUGUUCACAACAGAAUUAAGGAAAUAAAAUGGUGGGAAGGCCCUAAAUGGCUAUAUUUAUCACCAGAAAAAUGGCCAAAAGAAGAUUUUAGUGCUGAUGAAGAAGAAAUAGCUCUUGAGAAAAAGAAAAGGAUUAUUUCGUCCUUAAUAAAUCUUAAUGCUAGUGAAAUAGUUGCUACUAGAUUCUCAAGUUAUCGUAAGACAAUCAGACUGGUAGCGUGGAUGUGUCGUUUUGUUUACAAGAAAAACUGUAAACAUCAAAACAAGAAAAAGGAUGAACUUACUGUAUCUGAGUUAAAUGAAGCAGAGAAUAUCUUGAUUUGUUUAAUACAAAAUGAAUCCUUUAAUGGAACAGAAGAUAAACAGAAUUUAAGUCUUAAUCCAUUCAUUGAUUGUGGGAUCAUCAGAACUAAAACAGCAAUAUUUCAAAGAGAAGAUACAUCUGAGUUCAGAACUCCUGCUAUUUUGCUAAGUGAUCAUCCUCUUAUAAAAAGUUUAAUAAGUUGA
Stegodyphus dumicola is the source of this 1113-nucleotide messenger RNA. RefSeq lists its product as uncharacterized. Lineage: Eukaryota; Metazoa; Arthropoda; Arachnida; Araneae; Eresidae. The record is from RefSeq and is a predicted model, not a curated record.